This is a messenger RNA of Cyclocybe aegerita, 888 nucleotides long. Lineage: Eukaryota; Fungi; Basidiomycota; Agaricomycetes; Agaricales; Hemipholiotaceae. The record is from the annotation of a GenBank genome assembly.
GAUGACACAGAAUGCAGCGUUCUCUGAUAUCGUCUUUUCAACCGCUUCCAAUCCGCUCACAGCUCCUCUCCUUAAAAAUCCUGAUCUUAGUCCAACAGAGCGGGCAGUAGAGCGCUUUUCGGUCCGAGGUAAUGCUAUUGUUACUGGAGGCGUUGGCGGUAUCGGAAUGGAAGCAUGCCGCGCCCUCCUAGAGCAUGGCUUACAAGGCCUCUCUAUCUUCGAUCUAGCGUCACGAUACUCAAGUGAAGAGGCGCAAGCGGCCAUUGCCUCGUUCGAGAAAGAAUUUCCGUCUGCCAAGAUAAUUAAGCAUGUUGUCGACGUCACGGAUGAAGACAACGUCCAAAGCGCGGUCGAAGAGACCGUUCAAACUCUCGGCAGCGUCGACAUUCUACUCUGUUUUGCCGGCAUUGGUCAGGCUUGCUCGGCGGAAAAUAUGUCGCUGGAAAUGUUCCAGCAAACUCUGAACGUGAACGCGACAGGAAGUUUCCUAGCUGCAAAACAUGUGGGCAGGCAGAUGAUCAAGCAAGGGACAGGAGGGAGCAUCGUCUUUGCAGCGUCAAUCGCGGCGCACAGGAUCAUCUACCCGGUACCUCAAGCAGCCUACAACAUCUCGAAGGGAGGGAUUCUACAACUCAAAAGCUCCCUUGCAGCGGAAUGGGCACAAUAUGGGAUUCGAGUGAACAGCAUCAGUCCCGGUUUUUUCGAAACGAUCAUGACACGCCAGCCUGGUGCCCAGAGUGGGGUCAAGGCUUGGGAACAGAGAUGCCCAUUAGGACGGAUGGGCCAGCCAGAUGAACUGACAGGACCGAUCGUCAUGUUCUGCAGUCCUGCGGGGCGUUUCAUUACGGGAACUGAUAUCAUAGUCGACGGUGGUGGGCUUAUCUACUA